AUGUCCGUCCCUCACGGAAAAGUGGUCUCAACCGAGACUGCCGCUACACCAGAGGUGGGAACUCUCACCUCUCUCCUCACACAUCCGUUAUUACAAGAUCCGAAGUUCGUUGCUGCCGCGGGAGGCCUGGUAGUGCUCCUUCUUUUCCUUUCUUUGUUCCGAUCAGGGAAGAAAACAUCACGGCGUUCUGGUCCAUCGACAAUACUACUAGUUGGUUCAAGUGAUGGAGGAAAAACAUCUAUAUUCACAAAGCUCGUUCAAGGUAUAUAUCCUCAAACACACACUUCCAUCCAAGCAUCCUCCACGACAAUCUCAUUCCCUUCACCUGAUUCUGAUGGACAAGUAAAGCCAAUCAAGCUGGUCGAUCUACCUGGACAUCCCAGACUUCGAGAUGAACUCAAGAAACACGUAAAAGAUGCUAGUGGUGUUGUAUUUGUAGUUGAUGUUCAAGCUUUAGUGAGGAAUUCAGCUUCUGUUGCAGAAGAGCUCCCUCCAAUUUUGAUCGCUCUAUCGAAUCUUUCUACAGCUUCUUCGUCGUAUGAACCAAUCAAAUUUCUCAUCUUGGCACAUAAAUCAGAUCUUCUCGUUAGACCCUCCCCGCCUACCACACGUUCACCACCUGACAUUCCCGAGGCAAGCUUGACGACAGCCAGAGAAAGAGUCAAGUCGAUCUUGACCAGAGAGUUGGAUCGACUAAAGUCAUCCAGAGGUGGAAGUGGUGGGAAGAUAGAAGGGAUGGGCAAAGUUGCUGGUACAUCAAAUGCAGGAUUUUUCAGUAAGAUUCUCGGAUUCGGAGGUGGAUCAGUGGAUGUGGGUGGACAAGGUGAUGAAGGUGAAGAUGAAAGUUUGAUUUGGGGUGGUAAAGGACCUUUCAAGUGGGAAGAUGUGGAAGGCGUCGAGAUUGAAUGGGGAGCAAGUGGAUUAGGGGUGGUCAGUAAUGGACCAAAUGACCAAGAGAAAGGAGAAGGUAAUGGUUUAGAUGAAUUAAGGAGAUUCAUCUGGGAAGUAUAG
Kwoniella shivajii is the source of this 1011-nucleotide messenger RNA. RefSeq lists its product as uncharacterized. The transcript is spliced from 4 exons. Bases 1 to 1011 code for a protein of 336 amino acids. Lineage: Eukaryota; Fungi; Basidiomycota; Tremellomycetes; Tremellales; Cryptococcaceae. The record is from RefSeq and is a predicted model, not a curated record.